AUGCUGGCGGGCGUUGCGUUCGCAGGCACCAUCACCGGCACCGUCAUGUAUGAUGGCGACGCACCGGCGCGUCCAGCCUUGACGGCAACUAAGGACCAGCAUUGUAUUGACGCUGUCGCAGGUACAAAAUCCGAGGCACUCGUUGUCUCAAAAGGCAAAGGCAUCAAGAACGUUGUUAUUUACGCGCGCGUCCGUGGCGCGAAAGCUACCGCCCCCGAUAAGAACCCGGUUAUGGACCAGAGCGGAUGUGCUUACUACCCGCACGUUCUCGCGAUUGUUGCCGGUUCUACCGUCGAUAUUACCUCCAGCGACCCAGUGGCACACAACGUCCACUCCCACGCCAAAAAGAACGACGCGAUAAACUAUCAGAUUCCGCAGCCCGGAAAAGUUAUCCCGCAUAAAGUCGCCAAGGCUGAAGAUAUUAAAUUCACGUGCGAUAUCCACGCGUGGAUGACCGGCUACAUCGUCGCUGUUCCUAACAACUUUUUCACGGUUACCGGUUACAAAAAUGCUGAUGGCGCAUGGCUCAGUUCAGCUGACUAUGAAAAAUCCGCGGAUCCCGGCAAUUAUACAAUCGCAGAUGUGCCAGCUGGCAGGGCGCGUGUUGUCGCAUGGCAUGAAGAACUUGGUUCAGCAAACAAAACCGUUGAAGUGCCAGCGAGUGGCGAUAUUGCCGUAAACUUCACGAGUGCUGACUUUAAGAAAAGCACCAAAUAG
Messenger RNA from Geodia barretti, 717 nucleotides. NCBI's taxonomy places the organism in Eukaryota, Metazoa, Porifera, Demospongiae, Tetractinellida, Geodiidae. The record is from the annotation of a GenBank genome assembly.